AUGUUAUUAUUAAUUUCAAUAAUCCUGAGACACAUAUAAUCAUGCAGUAAUUAUUUUAGAAAUCCAUUAGACAUAUUGAAAAGUGAAUUGGAAAUCAGUAUUUCUACAUAUGAAAAUAUGUAUUGGGAAAUAAAGGAUGAAUUAAUUGAAGGAGAGAUGACAAAAUUUAGAUUGGAAGGAGAUAGGAGUGGGACAUACUUCAAAUUGUAAUAGCCGAACGAUAUUUAUGAUUAGAAAAAUUUUCCUUAUUUUGUAGAGAUUCAAGAAACAAUCAAGGCUAGAUCAUAUAGAAAAGGAGACUUCUGGUUGAAUGAGUAUAGUUUAUUGGGAAGAGACUCCUCAGGACUUCAUAUAUACAUAAUAAAUGAUGAAGGAUUUGGAUAAUUGCCACUCUAUCAUGUUUGUACAGAUUUCGAUUAUUUGGAUUAAAAUAAUUUUGUGGUUGUUUGUCAAGAUAAUGAUGAAAUAUUGCUAUAAAUUAUUAAUAAGAGUGGAACCAUUUUACAUGCACAUUCAAAAUUGACGGAGCAAAGGAGCACUUAUAAUUUGGCAAUUUAUAGAGACAAAUCAAUCACAUAUCUAUUAAUCUAUACUCCAGCACACACAGAAGAAACCAUGAGCAUACAAUCAAUCAUUAACGUCUUCCUCAUUGAUUCCUACUAAAUUAUAGAAACCCCUUACUAUUUGGAUAAAAAAAAACUCUCGGAACUAUUUUAAAAUGAACUCAAAUAUUUCUCUGUAAUUGACGUUCAAGUUUAUUCGAAUAAUGUGUUUGUUUUAGAUUAUAAAAUGGGGCCAAUCAAGUUAAUCCAGGAUAAUAAAGGCAAUUUCACAUAGGCAAAAUUAAUAACUACCUCAUUAUAUAUAACAGAAUACUAUAGUUUUUCAAUCAGAAAGUAAGAGGAACUUAUAGUGUUCGGAUUUGUAUCUAAAAAUUAGAUGAGUUUGAGAGUCCUAAAAAAUGGGAGAUAUGAUAAUGUGGUAAGAACAUUUGAGAAGGUCGACUUUACUUUGGGCAUUUGCAAUGUGCAAACAACUCCAAAAUAUUACCUGAUUAAUUCAGAUACAGAACUUAUUAUUUUAAAUGAUGAUGAACUAGUUGAUAAAUUCCAGAUUUAAAAAGAAAUCUUCAUUGCAAAUCCAAAUUUCGACCUCUAUAUUUUAUUUCAUAGAAAUAAAGCAGAAUUCUAUGAAAUUAGUUCUGGUAUUUUGAUGUUUCAAAAACAAAUUUAAAAAUAGGAAAAUUAAUAGUAUUUCAAAUUAGUAGACAACUAAUGUACUAGUUGUUAUGUAAAUAUUGUUCUAACUAUUUAUGACAAAUUAGAUGCAAAGAUACAUACAAACUUUUAAAGUACUUUUUAUAAAUAAAGCAUAUUUUACUAUCCUCCCUAUCCCAAAUCCUACUACACUUGGCCCAGAAUUACUAAUGGCCCAAAUGUUCAAUAACAAAUAACAGUAUCUAAUGAUUAAAAGAAGAAGAAGAUAGAUAUGAAAUUUCUCUCAUUAUCUCCUAUGACUAUUACAGGAAUCAGCUAAUUUGAUUAGAAAAAUGUAAUAUUUAGUCUCAUCAAUAACAAUUUGGGUCUUAAUUAAUACUUGGUGUAAAUUGAAAACUUGAGUGCUUUCAUUUAUGUGUGUUAAAUGAAUGAAUUAGAACAGAAGUGUUCAUAAAAGAUCACCUUCUACCCACUAAUAAAAUUGGUUGAAGACAAUAUAGCGUGGACAGAAGUAGGAAUGUAUGAUUCAUACAUAGGCAUAAAGACCUAGAAUAAUCAUGUAAUCACAAUAUAUAGAGUCGGUGAUACCAAGAUCAUUCAAAUUUUUCAAAUCAAAACUUCUUUGCAAAAUGAGAAAACUUAAAUCACUGAUUUUGAAAUCAGUUCUCAAUUUGUAUUCGUACUUAUUAGUGGCAUGAAUGAGAUCCAAGUAUACUCAUUAUCUAAGAAAACUUAAAUUGAUACAAUAUCAAAUCUAAAUAAUGCCUAAAAGGUCUACAUUAGUAAUACCUUUAACAAGAAUCUUAUAUUUAUCAAAUGCAAUAACAUAAUCAUAAUAGGACAUUAUAUCAAUGAAUUUAAUGUCAUCUCUCAGAUCCAAGUGACCGACCAACAAAAUGUCCAAUUACUCUUAUCAAUAUUCAGAUCUACUCUCGUGGUUGUCUUUAAAACAGUUACAGAACAGGGUAUUUUACAAUAUCUUAUUCACAAUUUGAACUCAGUAACUCUCUUAAGGAAACUCCCCUUAUACUACUACUAAUUGCCAAAAUAGCUUUAAUUGGCUUCCAACCCUUAAAAGAACUUAAUUUUGGUUACUGCAUAUUCUGUGCAAACUUAAACUACUGUAAUUUUGGUUUACUAAAUUAAUGAAUAUCAAAGGAACUCCCUAUUGACAGUCAUUGAUACUUUCGACUACUUUGAAGAUGAAUUGAAUUAUUGUGUUGCAGGGAUUUACGAUACAGUCAUUUAGUUUAUAUAUAAGAGAUAAGUGUAUAGUUAUCUUUAUUUUGAGUAACCCAGACUCUAUAUCAAUUAUUUGACUGAUCCUACACACUUUUAAUCCGUUUUGAUUUUGUCUUAAUAAGAGUGGAAUGACUAUUAUAGUUUAAAGAGGGUGUACUCUAAGGAGAUUACGGUUGUAGACAUGUAAUUGGAGAUGCAAUGGAUAAAGGAGAACAUAGAUUUUGAGUUUGAGGAAUGCUAAGAAGUUUCGAUGAUCAAAAUAAAGGACAAUUGGAUCUAGGGUCAAAGAAUUUAAUAUAAAUUAUCUUGUAUUUUGUGUACGACUGAUAAUGACAGUGGUUAAAUCUACUUGAUGAAUCAAUUCUAAAAAUCCAAUAAAAAGAUCCAAUCAAAAUCAAUAUAGCAAUUCAUCAAUUUCAAUGAAAAUUUUCUUCUAAUUUUAUCUGAAUUAACAGGAACGAAACAAUAUUUGCAAUUUAUCAAUAAUUUUGGUGAAAUAGAAAAUCAAAUUGAAUUGUAAAGUGAAUAAAAUAAUUAUGUUGCAACAAAAUUGUUUUUAUUAACAGAUUAUAUCCUAGUUGUUCUGUAUGAAAAUGUAGCAGCUUAAAAACCAAUAUUGAAGUAUUAUUAUUGUUGGAAGGAUUAAGAAAAGUAAAAUUGCAAAUUUAUGGGGAAAAUGGAGUUUUAUGACAGAAGAAUCAUCAAAGAAAUGUCCUUCCUAAAUAAUGUACAAAUAAUCUUAACAGAGAGUUUGACAGAAUUUCCAACUCUAUAUUUUUACUCUUUGGAAAUUAAUAACAAAGAUUUUUCUAUAAAACCAUAUGACUUGAUAAUCAAUAAAGAUUAUUUUCAUUAAAGUUUUAAUGUGACUUCUUUUGAUGUAAUGAAAAUCUCUGAUAAUGAAGGGUGCUUGAUUUUGGCUGAGUUCCAUUUUGGUAUAAUUUUAUUAAAAAUGAUAUUGACGAAGGAUCAGGCAAGUAUUUCAAAAUAUGAAUAUUUGGAAUUACCAUUUCGCCAAGAAAAAUUAGUAGAGCCUUUAGAAAAUAGAUUCAUAAAGAUAUAGAUCUUUAAAGAGGGGAUUAACUCUUGCAAAUUGAUUUUAGUUGAUCAGAUUAAUGAAAGCUAUUAAAUCUUCCUUGAAUAUCAGAGAGGGAAUUUUAGGAUACAGAUAAUCUAAGUGUUUUUGAAAUUGGGUAAUAUAUUAAAAAUGAGAUCCAUUAGUGUUGUUGAUGAUUAUCUAUUGUAAUUGUUUAAAUAUGAGAACAAAAAUUACUUUUGUCUCUAUGAAAUUGAUUAGAAUAGUGAUAUAAGAAAUAAUGCAGGCAUAUGCAAAGCAGGAUUAAAAUAAUCUGAUUAUGAUUUGCUGGUAACCUCCAAUUUUGUAUUAAGGAAAAGUCAAUUUGGAAAGUAUUAAUUAUUGAUAAAUGCAUAUGAUGAAAGAAGUCUGUAAAUUUACACAAUUGAUUCAGAUGCAAGAAUUGUUGUAAAGAAUGCAUCAGAAUUAAAGAAUAACACAGUGAGUUUGAUAGCAGUGAAUCCCUAUAAAUAAGUGUAAUUGGGAAUAAAUCUAACAUUGAUACCAUGUCCGCCUCCUGAUUAAGAAAUGAAAUUAUUCUUUAUACUUUUGAUAGUUGUUUUGGGAGUACUUCUAGCAGGUAUAAUCAUAUGUGUGUCAAUCCAUAUAUGUAUAAACAAGCAUCGUAAGAGAAGAAGAUCAUAUAAAGCCAUUUAAUGA
This is a messenger RNA of Paramecium tetraurelia, 4194 nucleotides long. RefSeq lists its product as uncharacterized. The transcript is spliced from 2 exons. Lineage: Eukaryota; Ciliophora; Oligohymenophorea; Peniculida; Parameciidae. The record is from RefSeq and is a predicted model, not a curated record.